Molecule: messenger RNA, 1575 nt
Organism: Drosophila pseudoobscura
Lineage: Eukaryota; Metazoa; Arthropoda; Insecta; Diptera; Drosophilidae
Product: NADH-ubiquinone oxidoreductase chain 2-like
Biological process (GO): mitochondrial electron transport, NADH to ubiquinone
Molecular function (GO): NADH dehydrogenase (ubiquinone) activity
Source: RefSeq, a predicted model, not a curated record
AAAGAUAAGCUAAUUAAGCUACUGGGUUCAUACCCCAUUUAUAAAGGUUAUAAUCCUUUUUUUUUAAUUUUUAAUAAUUCUUCAAAAAUUUUAUUUUUAACAAUUAUAAUUAUCGGAACAAUAAUUACAGUUACAUCUAAUUCUUGGUUAGGAGCUUGAAUAGGACUUGAAAUUAAUUUGUUAUCUUUUAUCCCCCUGCUAAGAGAUAAUAAUAAUUUAACUUCAACUGAAGCAUCUUUAAAAUAUUUUUUAACAAAAGCAUUAGCUUCAACUGUUUUAUUAUUUUCAUCAAUUAUUUUAAUAUUAAAAAAUAAUAUGAAUAUUGAAAUUAAUGAAUCAUUUACUUAAAUAAUUAUUAUAUCUGCCCUACUAUUAAAAAUAGGAGCUGCUCCUUUUCAUUUCUGAUUUCCUAAUAUAAUGGAAGGUUUAACUUGAAUAAAUGCAUUAAUAUUAAUAACUUGACAAAAAAUUGCCCCACUAAUAUUAACUUCUUAUUUAGAUAUUAAAAAUUUAUUACUUAUUAGAGUAAUUUUGUCAGUAAUUGUAGGAGCAAUUGGUGGAUUAAACCAAACAUCUUUACGUAAAUUAAUAGCAUUUUCUUCAAUUAACCAUUUAGGAUGAAUAUUAAUAAGUUUAAUAAUUAGAGAAUCUGUGUGAUUAAUUUAUUUCACAUUUUAUUCUUUUUUAUCAUUUAUUUUAACUUUUAUAUUUAAUAUUUUUAAAUUAUUUCAUUUAAAUCAAUUAUUUUCUUGAUUCAUAAAUAGAAAAGUUUUAAAAUUUACUUUAUUUAUGAAUUUUUUAUCUUUAGGUGGAUUACCUCCAUUUUUAAGAUUUUAACCUAAAUGAUUAGUAAUUCAAGAAUUAACAUUUUGUAAUCAAUAUUUUACAUUAACAAUUAUAAUAAUAUCAACAUUGAUUACAUUAUAAUUUAUACUAAAUUACUAUGAAAAUAAUUGAACAAUUAAUACUCAAUUUAAUAAUAUAAAUACAAAUUUAUACUUAAUUUGCACUUUUUUUUCAAUUUUUGGAUUAUUUUUAAUUUCUUUAUUCUUUUUUAUACUUUAAGGCUUUAAGUUAAAUAAACUAAUAGCCUUCAAAGCUGUAAAUAGGGGUAAGCCUUUAAGCCUUAGUAAAUUUUUACUCCUUCAAAAUUGCAGUUUGAUAUCAUUAUUGACUAUAAGACUGUUUGAUUAAGAAGAAUAACUCUUAUAAAUAAAUUUACAAUAUAUCGCCUAAAUUUCAGCAACUUAAUCGCGACAAUGAUUAUUUUCUACAAAUCAUAAAGAUAUUGGAACAUUAUAUUUUAUUUUUGGAGCAUGAGCCGGUAUAGUAGGAACAUCUUUGAGAAUUUUAAUUCGAGCUGAAUUAGGGCAUCCAGAAGCUUUAAUUGGAGAUGAUCAAAUUUAUAACGUAAUUGUUACAGCUCAUGCAUUUAUUAUGAUUUUUUUUAUAGUAAUACCUAUUAUAAUUGGAGGAUUUGGAAAUUGAUUAGUUCCUUUAAUACUAGGAGCUCCUGAUAUAGCUUUUCCUCGAAUGAAUAAUAUAAGAUUCUGAUUAUUACCCCCUGCUCUUUCU